This is a messenger RNA of Misgurnus anguillicaudatus (oriental weatherfish), 7551 nucleotides long. The record is from RefSeq and is a predicted model, not a curated record. Lineage: Eukaryota; Metazoa; Chordata; Actinopteri; Cypriniformes; Cobitidae.
GUUUUGAUAAGCGCCUGCGCGUCUCUUGAGGCGAGAGCAUCUCUGAAAGCGUAAAGAGGUGAGGCAUAGCCCUCUCAGAUCGUGCGCUGAUUAUAUGGAGUAAUAAUUCAUUUUUCUGAUGAAAAUGGAUGAAAAUACAUAAGGCUUUUUCUGUCCCGUGAAUAAUUAUCUUCAUUAAUCAGAAUAACGGCGCGUUUCAAUGAGCGUGCCCGCCGCAUCGUCGUGCUCCUGAAACAAACAUAUACAAGUUCUCCCUCUAUGGGGAUGAUAGAAAAUGGAGGAAAAAGGUCCACGCGUAGCAGACUACUUUGUGGUGGCAGGACUCACCGACUCUUCUAAGCCCCUGGAGGAAGAUGUCCACCCCGAGGAUGGCAGUCACAGGAACGGAGCUCAGCUUAAAGCUCCCAUCACGGAUGUGGCGGUGGUGAUUCGUUCUCUUGGAGAGGAGGUACCUCGAGGAUAUACCUGCCUUGAAUUUACACCCUCUGGCCUUUCUGCGGAGCUGAACGCAGGGAGUCUCAUGGGGCCACAGAUCUUUCUCUGUUACAGGAGAGGCAGAGACAAACCGCCGCUUACAGAUCUAGGUGUCCUCUACGAGUGGAAGGAGAAAUUGAAGCCAGAUUGUAACAUUAUACAGACUACGCCUUCUGGUCGCCCUGCUAAUAUCAGUAGCUCCUCCUCCCAAAGGAUCUACAUCACAUAUCGGCGUGCUUCAGAGAUCCACUCUCAUGCCACGCUGGCUGUCACAGACAUCUGUGUCAUCGUCCCCGGCAAGGGAGAGACGGCACCGCAUGCUUUCUGCAAAGUGGAAAAGAAUCUCAACAGUAGCAUGUGGGGGUCUUCUGUAUACUUGUGCUACAAAAAAUCUUUGGCCAAAACCAACACCCUGGCAUUCAAAGCAGGGCUGCUGUCCAGAUACCCAGAGGAGGACUACGAUUCUUUUCCUUUGCCUGAAUCCGUGCCUCUGUUUUGUCUGCCAAUGGGGGCGUCCAUCGAGUGCUGGCCCUCUCAAACCAAAUAUUCCCUCCCUGUCUUUUCAACAUUCGUCCUGACCGGCGCCUCUGGAGAAAAGGUUUAUGGUGCUGCCAUUCAGUUCUAUGAGCCCUACCCGGAGGAACAUUUGACUGACAAGCAGCGGUCUCAGCUGGGCCUUCUGGGUAACGGGAUCAGGUCCGACGGAUCUGUGACCGUCCACACCAACAAAAGCAUCUGCCUUCUUUCUCACUGGCCAUUUUUCGAGGCGUUUCGUAGCUUUCUUACCUUCCUCUACAGAUACUCCAUCUCGGGUCCACAUACUCUGCCUAUUGAGAAGCAUAUUUCCCAUUUCAUGCAUAAGGUCCCUUUCCCAUCAUCUCAAAGGCCACGUAUCUUGGUUCAGCUGUCCCCACAUGAUAGCCUGAUGUUGAGCCAGCCCAUUUCAUCUCCUCUCCCUCUGAGUGGUGGAAGGCUUUCUACACUUCUGUUGAACCUCGGACCUAAGAAUGCAGUAACACUUUUGGUGUUGGCUGUCACUGAACACAAGAUUUUGGUGCACUCUCUACGUCCAGCUGUUCUGACCAGUGUUACAGAGGCCCUGGUGUCGAUGAUCUUUCCCUUUCACUGGCCGUGCCCAUACAUUCCUCUCUGCCCGCUGGCCCUGGCAGAUGUGCUCAGUGCUCCAUGUCCAUUCAUUGUAGGGGUGGACUCGCGCUACUUUGACCUCUACGAGCCACCAACAGACAUAAGCUGUGUGGACCUGGACACCAACACUAUAACCUACAAAGAAGAGCGUAGAGCCCUGACCUGGAAGAUGCUGCCAAGAAAAGCCUGUAAACAUCUGAUCAACACCCUUAGUAAUCUCUACCACCAACUGGAUGAAGGUUAUCAGAUGAGGCGCGAGGAAGGCCAGAUGGAGACCUUCAUGACCGAGCGGGAACCUGGCAGUGGUGGGAAGAGUUUGGAAACCUUGGAAAUGGAAAUUCAGGAGGCUUUCUUGCGCUUUAUGGCGGCCAUCUUAAAGGGUUAUCGCUCGUACCUGCUGCCCAUCACGCAGGCUCCUUCUGAAAAAGCAACUGAUGCUAGUUCACUGUUUGAUCUGCAAGGCUUUUUGAAGAGUCGUGACCGAUCCCAUCAAAAGUUUUACUCCCUCAUGACAAAGACUCAGAUGUUUAUCCGUUUCAUCGAAGAGUGCUCUUUUGUCAGCGAUAAGGACGCGAGUCUUGCUUUCUUUGACGACUGUGUUGACAAGUUAUACGGCACAGAGAAGGGAGGAAAGGUUGACAGCGAGAAGCCUGAGGAUACAAGGCUUAUUGAACUUGACAAAUCUCAUCGUAGUGAGCACACGGUGUACAUCACCCCGCCGGAGCUGCCAGCACUGCCUGAAGGAGAGGAGCCAUCUAUGGUCUAUAGCUACAAUGGGUUUCCAGUACUGAACGUUCGACUCUUUGAGCUUCAGGAUGGUCCCAGAAUCCCCACAGCACCUUCAGUUUUGAGACACAUUAGUCCCAUCAGCCCAGCUGCCAUUUUUAGACGCUCCCAACAGGAGAUCAAAUCAGCACAGAGGAUGGCAAAGACCUACUCCUCCAUCCCUCAGAUGUGGUCCAAGUGUCUUCUCCGGCACUGCCACGGCCUGUGGUUCAUCUGCCUUCCCUCAUACGUCAGCGCGUGCCACUCCAAAGCGCGGGCACUGCAUACUGCCUACGACGUGCUGAGAAACAUGCAGGACAAAAAGUUGCAGCCCCCUGAUGAGGUCUGUUACCGGGUUCUGAUGCAGCUGUGUGGACAGUACGGACAGCCUGUGCUUGCCGUUCGGGUUCUGUUUGAGAUGAAGAAAGCUGGCGUCCAGCCCAACGCCAUUACCUAUGGAUAUUACAACAGGGCCGUACUGGAGAGCACAUGGCCUUCCUCCACCAGAGGGGGUUACUUCCUGUGGGGAAAGUUGAGAAAUGUGGUUCGGGGUGUGGUGCUGUUUAAACAAGUGUGGAGGAGACGGAUUGCCCACCCAAGAGACACCCAUUCUUCUGAUGCCAGUGAUCUCGAUAACGUCAGCCACGGCAGCCUGGACAGCUCCAACGAUUCUGCAGAACGAGUCUCAAUCGAUGCCGACUUCACUAAAAUGGAUUCCAGCGAUGACAGAUCCAGCACAGGUGGACAGUCGGAUCAGGGUUAUGACUCUUUGUCUAAAGAGGAGGUGAGGUUAGGAGGAGGUGAGGAGCAGAACUCUUCUCCAGACAUGAAGGGGCAGGACAUGGACAGCCUAUUGUCUCAGUCGGUGCUCCUAAAAAAAGAAAACUCAUCCCCCGUGCUUGGAUUCCACCCAUCCAAAACCAACGGGGAAACCGGCACUCUCUUUUCUGAAGCCCUUCCAAAAACUAAAAGGCCAAACUCCCUGGAUAUUUUUGGAGGGAGGCCUUUAAGGCCCAGCACACUAGACUUAAGCCCAAAGAAGACAGUAGGCGAAAAAGAAGCAGUGGGGGGCGUCCUGAGCCCACCUAAACUCGCUGUGGAGAGGACUGUUAGCUGCACGGUUGCCAUGGAGAGGGAGAACGUUGCCAUGGAGAGGAGCAUGAGCUGCAGCAGUGCUCUUGGGCGACCGGUUAAGCGAAUGGGUAUUGAAGCAGGGUUUGAUCCUCUCUCCCUCAUGGCCGCUGAGACUAAAUCCCACAGUGAUAAUACAGAUACCCCCACCACCCGUCGACACCUGGCCGAAGAGAUUCAUCACUACAUGAACAACCUAAGUAGUCCGAUAAGCCAGCGUUCUCUCAGCGUGGACCUGAAGGGCCACCAGACCCCAUCUCCUCAUAGCUCUCCGCGCAUGACCGCACUGGCCGGCUCCCCCAGCGCUUCUCAGCUCCAACCUCAACCACGAACCAGACUCUUCUCCUCACCUUCCCUCCCUCAGGGCCGUGCCCGUAGGGUCAGAGGGCAGCGACCCAAUUCUCUGGCUUCUCCUUCACCGACUCACUCCACUUCGUCCUUCUCUAUGGACUCUCUGCUCACCCCAACACUGGACGUGUUUAAGAGCAGCUUCCUGUCUGCAGGGAAGGGGGUCGCCGAGAAAGCCAGUCGCUUGUAUUCGCGACUUUCCUCCCAAAGCUCCAUCGCACAGGAUUUGAACUCUGAUCGGGUCAGCGUUUCCUCACUCGGAUCAGGUGACCCUGAUUUUUCCUCUCUGAUUGAGAAUGAUUGCUGCGUGGACCCCGACAGGCUUUCCUCUCCUCAGCGGGAUGGAGCUCAACCCAUCACACGUCCCAAAAAGAGCCCUCACAGGAGCAAAAACUGCCAGGAAAGCCCAUCCACACCGCCUCGACUGUUUCGCCAGUCAUCCCUUACUGGAUCGUCUUUGACAUUAAUGAAAGCACUGCAGAGCCCAGACGCGUGUGCUGAUACGAACCUCGCUCAGUCUGCGCAGAACUACGCUAUUGAAGUACGUAUGUCCAGUUGUUCACGCUGUAACACCUGUGAGUGUUUGGUGUACGAUGAAGAGAUUAUGGCCGGAUGGACGGCUGACGACUCCAAUCUCAAUAGCACGUGUCCGUUUUGCGGCUCCCCGUUCUUGCCCCUUCUUAACGUGGACAUCAGAAACAUGGGUGACCAAGACAGAACCUCCACCCAAGACUCUCAUAGUGGCCAGACAGAUGCAGUAGAGGAACCAUCACAAGUUGAUGAUGAUGGCGCUAGUAAACUGUACAGCAAUGACCCUGAUCCGGUUACUGUGCCCUAUUUGAGUCCUCUGGUGCUUUGGAAAGAACUGGAGAGCUUGUUGCAGAACGAGGGCGAUCAGGCCAUCUCAUCGGCCGCCAUUGUGGAUCACCACCCCAUCGUAUUCUGGAACCUUGUGUGGUUUUUCCGUAGGCUGGACCUACCCAGCAGCCUGCCAGGAUUGUAUUUGAGCUCCAAACACUACAACAGAGAUGCACAGCCUCAAAACUGUGCAUCAGAAGACAGUAAGAACGUCUUAGUCCAAAUCCUGUGGGACAACCCUAGACUGCAUCAGGACCCUAUCCAGCCCUGUUACUUGCUCUGGAAAUCAUAUUGUGCAAAUCCUUCAGUAUCUGCUGCUCUGUGGGAAGAGGAGCAGGCGGUGAGCUUAGAGCUGCUGCAGAGCGUCGUGAGGAGCAUUCAGAGGAACAACGUCUACCAGCCCAUGAGUCAAAUACUACAGCUUCUGGGCACCAGACUGGGCUUCGUCAGACAACGGAGCUUAUAUAGAGACAUCCUGUUCCUGUCAUUAGUGGCUUUGGGAAAGAGCAGCAUAAAUAUUGAUGCAUUUGACCGCGAAUAUAAAAUGGCAUACGACCGUCUGACUCCAAGCCAGGUCAAGAUGACCCACAAUUGUGACCGACCACCAAGCGCUGGAGUCAUGGAGUGCAGGAGAACCUUUGGGCUGCCUAACCUGUGAUUUCACCUUCAUUAAUUCUCUCAUUUCCCCUCACAUUCAUGACACCAAGUCAUCCGGAGAUCUAGGAGGUCCAAGCCAAAGAAGGAAUUCAUUCAUGUGAUCCUGAAUGUAACCAAAGCUACCUCUGGUUCUCAUGAGGUCCAUUUUGACACAUGGAAAAGACGGCUCCUGGCUCCUAGUAUGUUCUUUUUGUACAUUGUCUAUGAAUGGAGCAUUUUAUCAUACAUCCUCUCGACAUUAUCUUUGCUCUUCCAUCUGUCUCGGAAGCUACAUUUAAAUCAUCUAGCGCCACUCAGGUAAACUUAAAAUCUGAGGCCAUUGUAGAUUAGGAGCAAUAGCAUUGUGCUCAGGUCAUUUUGUUACUCAAACGGUUAAAUCUUGGAGUGGAUUUGGGACCAGUAGCUGUAGAACAAUCAAACCACAUUUAGUACACAUAGUAUUGAAGCACAACGAACAAGCUCACUACACAAAGCCCACUUGGCAACUUGUAUACAUUAUAUCACAUACGAAGAGACUUUUGUGUACAUAUGUGUAUUAUUAUUAUUAUUAUUAUUUUGAAUAUUUGUAUGAUACAGUUAUAUUUUAAGACUGGAAUUUGUUAUAAUUGACGUGUCUCCAUUUGUAAAAAAUAUGCUGUUGUAUGGAUAGGUUUCAGUUGGGGUGGUGUUUAAUGUUCUGGUCUUGAGGACCGGUUGUGUUUGACUAUCAGUGUGGUUUUAACUCAUGAGGUACAGAAAAGGACCAAAUAUUCAUUCAUGAAUUGGUAAGAAAAAUGUUUUAUGGGAUUUGAAGAUGAGAUUAAUGCCUUAUUUUGGGGCAGACUAAUCAUGUAAAAACUUUAUGGAGACAAAUUAUAACAGGGUAUAAACAGUAAUGAAGUACUGUACAAGUAUAAGAUUUAAUGAAGUGAAAAUGGACUGUUAAUGUCAUUUUUCUAAUUCAGAAUUUUCUUUCAUAUAUGGUAUUGGUUUUUAAUUUGAACAUUGAUUUUUGAAUUAGAUACUACAUGAACAUAGUCAUGAUACAUAAAACGAAGAACUUGAAGCCUUUGAGCAUACAAGCACUUAAUUUCAUGUAAAAUGUCACUGGAACUGUUGUGUUCAAAUACUGCUCAGUUUUCUCGAUAAUGUUCAUUUAAGAUGCACUUUGAGUCUGUUUGUUGUGUAAAAGGGUUUCUGAAUUGUAAAUGCUCUUGGCAAGCGUAGUUUACCAGUUAUGUACUAGUACACAGUGAUGCAUUGAUGUUAGAAAAAGAAAAACAAAUAACACUGCCUGAAUAUUUUGGAUAAAAACAGCUACACAAACUGUUUUAUUUGGUUUAUCGACAGUGGCUGCCGGUGACUUCUUUUUUCGAGGGCGCUCGAUGCGAAGUUCGUCACAACAUGUAUGUAGCCCGUCAUGUGUGUGGUUUGUAAUUUCAAAAUAUGUGUUUUGUGCAUCACGUGAUCCUAUGUGCAUCACGUGUCUUGUCAAAAUAAGUGCCUGCUGCAGACGCGUCUAAAUUGUUUAUGAUAAAAGAGACGCUCGCGUUUACCAGAUACUCACAUAAUCUCAUGCGUAAUCAGAGUUUACUGUUGUGAACGUAAGCGUCUCUUUUAUCAUAAACGGUUUUGACGCGUGUGCAGCAGGCACUUAUUUUGACAAAACACGUGAUGCACAUGAUGCAACAAACACAUAUUUUGAAAACACAUGACACUCCGAACACUUAUUUUGAAUUUGCGCCUCUCGGAUGAGCAGUCACGAGCCGCCACUGCUUAUCGAACUGAUGCUGUGUAAAACUAAAAAUGUUAGUGUUAAAGCAGUUGUUCUAUCACCUGCUUUUUAUCUCCAUAUGGCAUAGUGAAAAACAGGCCUGUUUCAUGUAAGUUAACUUAAACAAUUAAUGUUUAAGAUUCUUGUUUGUUUUUUUACAAAACAUUUUAUGUUAGGGCAAUGUGCUUUACAUAUCAAUUCUUUUGUUACUUCUAUUUAUAUUUGUAUAUAUCAUUUUGUCAGAUCUGAGCUGGAUCUAUAAAAUUGUUUAGAACUGUAAAUAAACAUAUGGUACUCAAACAAACUGCCUCCAGUACUAUGUUUGUGUUACUGAAUGGAAAAUAAUGCAUGCCACAUUUAUACCCUGUUUAAUAUCAAUAUGCCUAUAUUCAAUAUUGUUCAAACAGCAACAUGACAAU